UGCAAGCUGCCAAAUCGAUUCUCACCUUCCUUUCCUUUCCACCCGAAAUAGCCAAAAAUUCUAAUAUGCACUUCCUCUUCCUCCACCGCCACCUACUCCUUUCCUUGCUCCACUCCCUUCCAUGGCCAAGAAUCUACCUGAAUAAUACCUUAUCCAUAGUAUUUCUCUUCAUCUUCACUCCCUUGACUCUCUCUUCUAGACAUGACUUCCUCUUAUUGCCUAUCUUCUACAAGAAAUUCUGUCACUCCGCAAACUGUUUUGCGUAAUUCUCAUUUGUGUCUCUCCAGAAACCGCUUGCAUAGAGAGAGUAAUAUUUUCAAGCCUCACCAACUACCUCUAAAGCAUUUUCUUCCCAUUUUGAGACUCGACAACUCUAAACUCGCUUACCCUUUUGCCAGUAUAUCCUCUUUCGCUGAAGCUGGAGGCGAAGAAGGGCGCAAAGAAGGAAUCCAGAUUGAGAAGCAUCAAGGAACAGUGAAAAACAAUGAAGAUGACUUGCCUGGAAUGGCUCAGGCCUUUCAUAUAUCUUCAAGAACGUCCUUUGCUAUCAGCAUAUGCAUAGCAUUUGCUGCUCUUACUUUUCCCUUCUUUAUGAAGUCUCUGGGACAAGGUUUGGGCUUAAAGACCAAGUUGCUAUCAUAUGCAACGCUGUUAUUUGGGUUCUAUAUGGCUUGGAAUAUAGGGGCCAAUGAUGUGGCUAAUGCCAUGGGGACUUCUGUGGGGUCUGGAGCAUUAAGUCUCCGGCAGGCGGUUGUAACUGCUGCUAUCUUGGAGUUCUCAGGAGCAUUUUUGAUGGGUACCCAUGUGACCAGUACAAUGCAGAAGGGAAUUCUUGUGGCUAAUGUGUUUCAGGGGAAGGAUACUCUGUUGUUUGCUGGCUUGCUCUCUUCUUUGGCUGCUGCUGGUACUUGGUUGCAGGUUGCAUCAUAUUAUGGUUGGCCUGUUUCUACCACGCACUGUAUAGUAGGAUCAAUGGUUGGAUUUGGUCUUGUCUAUGGAGGAGCUGGUGCUGUCUUCUGGAGUUCACUGGCAAGGGUAACUUCAUCGUGGGUGAUCUCACCGAUAAUGGGAGCAGUAGUGUCAUUCCUUGUCUACAAAUGCAUCCGUAGGUUUGUGUACAGUGCUCCAAAUCCAGGGCAAGCUGCAGCUGCAGCUGCACCAGUUGCUGUCUUUGCGGGUGUAACAGGAAUCUCUUUUGCAGCCUUUCCUCUAAGCAAGACCUUUCCUUUGGCUCUGGCACAGGCUUUAGCCUGUGGUGCCGCUGGUGCACUCUUAGUCUCAAGAAUCAUCCACAAACAGCUCGGUCAUCUCCUUGCGAAAGCUACUUCAACGCAAUCUGAGCCACAGGAGAGUAGUACUAUCCGUAACAAAAAUAUUGGAUUUCUCUCUGACUUUGCAGGACCGAAGGGUACCCAAUUGGAGUUAGUUUAUGGGGUUUUUGGAUACAUGCAAGUACUCUCAGCCUGCUUCAUGUCAUUUGCCCAUGGUGGAAAUGAUGUAUCCAAUGCAAUAGGUCCUUUGGCUGCUGCACUGUCUAUCAUUCAUGGUGGUGCCAGUGGAGCAGAAAUUGUUAUUCCAACUGAUGUUCUUGCAUGGGGAGGAUUCGGAAUAGUUGCAGGGCUGACCAUGUGGGGUUAUAGAGUGAUAGCAACAAUUGGAAAGAAGAUCACCGAACUUACACCAACUAGAGGAUUUGCAGCCGAGUUUGCUGCAGCUUCUGUGGUUCUAUUUGCGUCGAAGCUGGGUCUACCUAUUUCAGCAACGCACACUUUGGUGGGUGCAGUCAUGGGGGUAGGGUUUGCGAGGGGGCUAAACAGUGUUAGAGCAGGGACUGUGAGAGAGAUUGUGGCUUCAUGGCUUGUGACAAUUCCAGCUGGUGCUGGGUUCUCAGUUGCCUAUACAUGGAUCUUGACCAAGCUUUUGUCUUCCAUAUUUUGAGAAAACAUUUACAUGAUUAAAAUUAAUGAAACCAUUUGAUGUAUGUGAUUAAUCAAAAUCACUCAUCUUUUCUCAAAAGAAUUCAUGGGAUGAUUGCGACUGUUUGAGCUAGAGUGAUUUCCUCGGAGAGGAAUUCACAAUGCAUAUGGAAGUGAGAACAAAAAAUAAAUUAUUUUUUGCAGUGUAUGCGUUUGGAAGUUCA
Molecule: messenger RNA, 2140 nt
Organism: Hevea brasiliensis (rubber tree)
Lineage: Eukaryota; Viridiplantae; Streptophyta; Magnoliopsida; Malpighiales; Euphorbiaceae
Product: inorganic phosphate transporter 2-1, chloroplastic
Exons: 3
Coding region: 202-1938 (578 amino acids)
Biological process (GO): phosphate ion transmembrane transport
Cellular component (GO): membrane
Molecular function (GO): phosphate transmembrane transporter activity
Source: RefSeq, a predicted model, not a curated record